Messenger RNA from Diuraphis noxia (Russian wheat aphid), 1614 nucleotides. RefSeq names its product mitochondrial ornithine transporter 1-like. The record is from RefSeq and is a predicted model, not a curated record. NCBI's taxonomy places the organism in Eukaryota, Metazoa, Arthropoda, Insecta, Hemiptera, Aphididae. Gene Ontology annotation, molecular function: L-ornithine transmembrane transporter activity. Gene Ontology annotation, cellular component: mitochondrion. Gene Ontology annotation, biological process: mitochondrial L-ornithine transmembrane transport.
GGGCAAUCGUCAUAUGGCAACGGCGGAAGCACGACGUGCGACUUUCCAAUAUUAACUUACCCAAAUUAUGUACACAAUUAAAAUAUAAUAUCGAAAAUCGUGUUGCUACAAAAUAAUAUUUUAUUUGAUAGUCCUUACGAGUUAAAGCCCGUAAACCUAAAUAAUUUUCAACUGACCAGGCGUACCCGUGUUUAUAGUGAUUAUCGACUCUUAUCGCAAAAAAAAACGKCGAAAGCGUCCUCGACCACAUCGACAGCCCGCCUGAUAUGAGCUUUGGCGGCGAUGCGGUGGCUGUGGACACGAUCGCCUGUAGAGACGGUAGCGCUGGCAGCAGCUUGUCCGACUUGUUGGCCGGCUCACUGGCCGGCGUGGCCGUCGUGCUAGUCGGCCAGCCACUGGACACGGUCAAGACCAAGCUGCAGACGUUCCGAGGUCUUUACUCCGGGCCCGCCCACUGUCUGUCGCAUACGUACAGGAAGUCCGGUCUACGGGGUCUGUACGCUGGUUCGUCACCGGCCAUGGUGGCGGGUGUGGCUGAAAACUCGGUGCUGUUCGCAUGCUAUGGCUUGUGCCAGCGAGCGGUCGCCGCGGUCACCGGGGCCCAGGACGCCAAGCAGAUGGACGCCCUUAGCAACGCGGUGGCGGGAUGCGCAGCGUCCGUAUUCUCAUCCGUGGUCCUGUGUCCUGCAGAACUGGUCAAGAUCAAGCUGCAGGCGGGUCGUGAGCUGGCUGAAACCCGCGGACAGCGGUUUCAAGGUUCCGUGUACCGCGUUACCAAGGACAUCGUGAGGCAUAAUGGCCUUGGAGGUUUGUUUCGUGGACUGGAAAUGACAGUGGCUCGGGAGAUGCCCAGCUAUUUUUGCUUCUUCGGAGUGUAUGAGACGGUCCGGGAGGCACUGAAACCUGCCGGUCGAACUCGUGCCGACUGUGGGCURCUGGCAACCACGGUGGCCGGGGCUGCUGGUGGUGUGCUGCUAUGGACUGUCACAUUCCCGGUAGACGUAGUCAAGUCUCGAAUACAAYUGGAUGAUGCGAUGCCCACACGUGGCUGGACCAUGUGCAUGUUGCACGUAUAUCGAAACGAGGGCGUGGUCGCACUGUACAGYGGACUGGCACCAACGCUCAUCAGAUGCAUUCCAUCGUCAGCCGUACUGUUCCUCGUCUACGAGUACACCAAAAAGCUGUUCGAYACCUAGAUGAGGAGGGAUGGAUGACAUCGAAGAACUCCAGAACGCCUCACAGAACGCACAUAAAGUUGAGAAUGGAUUCUCGAACUCUCUCGUACAUCCCAAACUUCCAAGAAUUUGAAAAGUUCGAAAUUCGAUUAAAAAUAAUAAUCGAAAUCAAAUACUUAAAAUUUAAACAUUUCAAACAAGUUUGAUAUCGAUAUUACUCUAAAUUUACGUAUAAAUAUUAUAAUAACAACCAUUUUUUACGCAUUCAAUUGUGUGCUAAGGAUGUUAAUAAUUAAUAUUAUAUAUUUUUAACAAAUAUUGUAAAUUUAUUGUUUAAAAUUAAAAUGGACUCGUGAAUAAAAUUUAAAAGUCGAAAGUUCAAAUGUUUGAUAAAUUUGAAAAAAUUAGGUAAAUAUUCUGUUUCCAGUUCAUACAAAUU